Messenger RNA from Colias croceus (clouded yellow), 1196 nucleotides. RefSeq lists its product as uncharacterized. The record is from RefSeq and is a predicted model, not a curated record. Gene Ontology annotation, molecular function: zinc ion binding; nucleic acid binding. The coding region runs from base 330 to 1139 and encodes 269 amino acids. The transcript has 2 exons. NCBI's taxonomy places the organism in Eukaryota, Metazoa, Arthropoda, Insecta, Lepidoptera, Pieridae.
GUAAAUUUAUUAAUUAUCUGUGUUAUUCUAAAUUGCGUGCCUUCCAUUGCGGUGUAUAAUCUAUGGUCUCUCUCUGCUCUGUGACAUUAUAGCGACUGCAUGUGUUCCCGGUAUUCUUACUUAGAAAUAAACUAAUUUUGAAGUAAUCAGUGCUUGUAACUCAUUAACCCCAUCAGGUUAUGGGCCCAGAUAGCUCAGAAACAAGGAAAGUGCGAAAUCUCGUUGUAAAAUCAGUGAUCAAAACAUUAUAUGUGAACUUAACCUCAAACCGGCAACGUGACUUUUGUUAAUACAAACUUUUGUGUUGAAAGUGAAUAAAUUCAAACAAAAUGGCAACAAAUAAUCAAUUGGCAUUAAUUGAAAAGCUAUCCGGUCGGGAAAACUAUGCAACUUGGCGGUUUGCAAUGCAAACAUAUCUACAACAUGAGGAGUUGUGGGACUGCAUAGAAUCUAACAUGGAAUCAGAUCCAAAACGAGAUACUAAGGCGAGAACUAAGAUAAUCCUCUCAGUUGAUCCCACAAAUUAUGUGCAUAUCCAAGAGGCUCGCACCGCCAAAGAAGUUUGGGAUAAAUUGUCCUCAACAUUUGAUGACUCUGGGCUGACACGCAGAGUUGGGCUACUGCGUGACUUAUGUAAUACGUCACUAACUGAAUGUCAAAAUGUAGAAGAGUACGUAAGCAGAAUAAUGAACACAGCUCAUAAACUCAGAAACAUUGGUUUCAAAGUGGACGACGAGUGGCUAGGUACUAUGUUGCUCUCAGGUCUGCCCGAAAGCUACAAACCAAUGAUAAUGGCCAUUGAAAGCUCAGGCAUAACUAUUACUUCAGAUUCUGUAAAGGCAAAAUUAUUACAGGAUGUCAGACCAUAUGAAUAUGAGUCAAAUGCAUUUGCAGUUAACAAAAAAUUUCAGAAAAAUUUCAAGAGGCAUUCUAAAGGACCUAGGUGCUACACCUGUAAUAAAUAUGGACACAAAAGCCCAGAAUGCAAAUUGAAAAAUAAAGAAGUAUCACAAAAUUCCAGUAGUUCAUCAUAUGCUGCUGUAUUUAUUGCGACAACUGCACAGAAUGAUGCCUGGUAUGUUGACUCGGGAGCCUCCAUGCACAUGACUAAGAACGCUGACUUUUUGUCACAUCAAUAAGACCAAGAAAUAAACAGUUGCACUCUAAAUUAAAAGAUUUUGGAACAUAUUUAUGCU